This is a messenger RNA of Camellia sinensis, 2484 nucleotides long. Its product is annotated as protein NLP6. NCBI's taxonomy places the organism in Eukaryota, Viridiplantae, Streptophyta, Magnoliopsida, Ericales, Theaceae. The record is from RefSeq and is a predicted model, not a curated record. Gene Ontology annotation, molecular function: DNA-binding transcription factor activity; protein binding.
UGGCCCCCUCUCUUGGUUAUCUAUAGACAAAGCUAUGACCCUGGUUAGGGUAGGGUUGGGUUGGGCUGGCUUGUGUGAGUUGAGUUGAGUUGAGGUUCCCUGAUAAGUUAUUCUCAGAAAAUGGCCGAAUCUGAUCGAUAUAUCCCUUUUGAUUUCAGUAGCGAUGAAGAAGGAAUAGUAGCAGCAUAUUUCCCUGACGAUUUCAAGCAAUAUAUGGACACCCAACUCAACCGCUGCCCAGUGGUGGAUGAUAUAGAUAUCUUCUGUGGAUGGGUUUUCUGGAGCCGCGAAGACGACCAAUCCGAACAUCCUCCGAAUAUUUUGGAUUUAAAACGGAAGAUCAAAGAUGUCCUUCGAAAGUGUUUACCCUAUUGGUUUGAAUAUCCGACACUAAUUCAAUUUUGGGCACCCGCAAUGACGGUGGAGGGCCGGUCUUAUCUUACAACUCAAAACCAACCUUUCGCUCUUUCUACAUUUGAUACAAGAUUUGAUGAUGAUGUUAAAGGAGUUUGUGGGUAUAGGAUGAUCUCUAUGGACUAUAAAUUUUACAUGGAUAGAGAGAGUUCUGAUCAACAACUUGGGGUUCCUGGCCGUGUGUUCAACCAUGGAUUUCCCGAAUUCUCUCCCAAUGUAGAAUAUUACUCUAUCAAAGAGUAUCCAUUGCGCGACCAUGCUUUACGUUGCCAACUUAAACUAUCUUGGGCUAUCCCACUGUUUGAUCCUUCUACCCACUUAUGUGUUGGUGUACUUGAGAUAGUUUCAACAGCGCCCUCAGAGGAAUUUCUAUUGGACUGCCACAUUGAUUUGCCGGAUUUGCAUAAUUAUUUGGAGAAGGCAGGUCUGGAAUCUUCAAUUUCAAAUGCAGACCAUGACACAGAUGACACGGAUUUAUUUCAGAAUGUGGAAAAAAGUGAAGCCUUAGAUGAAAUCAGCAAGGUGUUGGAAGUUGUGCGGGAAGUUCAUGGUUUACAUUUUGCUCAAGUAUGGGCCCCGUGCAGGGUAUCCUGGAGAUGCAGGGCUCUGGUUAAGGGUGACAUCUUCCAUGCGAUACUCAAAUUCGAUAAAGUUGACUGCUACAAACUACUCGGUAUGGUCAAUGUUGAACUUCACUUAAAAAAGGGGCAAGGAGUUGUUGGGAGAGCAUUCUACUCCCCUAAUGUAUUAUUGUGCAAGGAUGUAACCCAACUUAGCAUAAUUGACCACCCAUUGGCGCACUAUGCACGAUAUGAUAAAUUAGGUUGUUGUUUCGCAAUAUGCUUGCAAAGUUGUUGCACCGGAAAUGACAUUUACGUGUUAGAGUGCUUUAUGCCGCCAAGCAACAAAGACUACUAUGGUAAUCAACAGACUGCAUUGAGGAAAAUAUUGGAAACGAUGAAGAAAAAUUUUCAUACUUUUAAGCUUGCUUCUGGAGAAGAACUUGGGGGACAUUUAUAUAUUGAAGAAAUUGAUUCUGUUCAAAUGUCCCAAACUACUAAAUCUUUGCCUAGGCUGGAGCCGUUACAAAGUGGAGGAGAGAUGACACAGCUGAAUUUAUCGAAUCAACAAUCAAUGGAUGCAUUAAGCAAUGAAAGCAAUGUUGUAAGGGCAGAACAAAGCAACAUUGAUGUUACUUGUUCACGGGAAAAAGGCAAAACAAAGAGGCCAAAAAGAGUGCACAAUAAGACUGGAGUUAAAAUUGAAAUUCCUUUAGAUGAUAUCUUACAAAAUUCAAAAAAGAGCAUCCAGGAUGCUGCAGAUAACCUCAAAGUUAGCCGAUCUACACUAAAGCGUGUUUGUAGGGAUUAUGGUUUCUCGAGGUGGCCACCACGCAAGAAGAAUAUGGCUGGUCAAUCUCAGCCUAGCGAAUCUUCCCGGGGUGUUGAUCAUCAACAAAUAUCACAAUUAAGUUUUGAUCUGCCUUUCAUUCAAGCCUCAGCUACUGUUGUUCAUGCAAACCCACAUAAUAUAGCAAUCGAAGAUGCAAAUACUGUGACCAUAAGGGCAAAAUAUAUAAAUGAUAUUACAAUAAAGUUUCGGCUGUCUUUGUCAUCAGGACUAGUUGAGUUGCAACAACAAAUAGCAAAGAGGCUGCACUUAGAAGCUGGAAGUUAUUAUGUCAAGUAUAAAGAUGAGGAAGAUCAAACAAUUCUAAUAGCUUGCGAUGACGACUUGCAGGAUUGUAUUAGCACUUACAGAUUGCUGGGAACUUCCAUCGUGGUAUUGAUUGAUCCAAAGUAGUCAAUUACCACUGACCAACUUGAAUCAUCUCAGUUUUUUGUUGCUGCUAUGUUUUCUUUUGUUCUAUCUUUUGAUUCUAGAGAUAGUUGUUGGACUAUCAUGCCUUGUUUCCUCUGUUUCAAGAAGGUUGGGAGUGUUUUGGGUUUUUUUGGUUUCCUCUUGGCAGUUGGAUUCUGGCCAACUAUUUCAUUCUCCCCUUUUGUAAUGUUCUAUUGGCAUUAAUAAAAUGUUACUUUCUUUGCUGAUCAAUCAAAAAAAAAAAAAAAA